AUGGCUGGCAGGCUGCAGCCAAGAUGUGGCCUGUCCGUGUCCAUCCUGUGUGUCCUGGUGGCCUUGGCCAAUGCCCGCAGCAUUCCCUACUACCCGCCGCUCUCCAGCGACCUGGUCAACCACAUCAACAAGCUCAACACCACCUGGAAGGCAGGACACAACUUCCACAACACUGACAUGAGCUACGUGAAGAAGCUCUGUGGCACUUUCCUAGGUGGGCCCAAGCUCCCCGAGAGGGUAGAUUUCGCUGCGGAUCUGGACUUGCCAGAUAACUUCGACUCGCGGAAGCAGUGGCCCAACUGUCCCACCAUCAGCGAGAUAAGAGACCAGGGCUCCUGUGGCUCUUGCUGGGCCUUUGGUGCUGUAGAAGCCAUUUCGGACAGGAUCUGUGUCCACACAAACGCCAAGGUGAGCGUGGAGGUGUCGGCGGAGGACUUGCUGUCGUGCUGCGGCUUCGAAUGCGGCAUGGGGUGCAAUGGUGGUUACCCCUCUGGUGCGUGGAGGUACUGGACAGAGCGGGGCCUCGUGUCUGGGGGCCUCUACGACUCCCACGUGGGCUGCCGUCCCUACUCCAUUCCACCCUGUGAGCACCACGUCAACGGCUCCCGGCCACCGUGCACCGGGGAGGGAGGAGAAACCCCCAGGUGCAGCCGGCACUGCGAGCCUGGCUACUCACCCUCGUACAAGGAGGACAAGCACUAUGGCAUCACGUCCUACGGCGUCCCUCACAGCGAGAAGGAAAUCAUGGCUGAGAUCUACAAGAACGGACCGGUGGAAGGAGCCUUUAUCGUCUACGAGGACUUCCUGAUGUACAAGUCUGGCGUGUACCAGCACGUGUCCGGCGAGCAGGUCGGAGGCCAUGCAAUCCGGAUCUUGGGCUGGGGGGUCGAAAACGGGACCCCCUACUGGCUGGCUGCCAACUCGUGGAACACCGACUGGGGGGAUAACGGCUUCUUCAAAAUCCUCCGAGGUGAGGACCACUGCGGCAUCGAGUCCGAAAUCGUGGCCGGCAUCCCCCGGACGGAGCAAUACUGGAAGAGGAUGUAACCAACCUCGUGCAUCACUGCUGAGUUGAUCAAACCACAAAUAAUCCCGAGUCCCCGAUGCUUUUAACCGAUAGCGGGUUGGGCGCAGAGCCCCCUCUCUAAGAGACGAUAGUUGAAGUUACUUUAUUAAAGCUUUUUAUCUUUUUUUUUUUUGUUUUUUCAAUUUUUAUUUUUUAGUUGUAUGAUGGAGCCGGAGGUGGCAGGCCCUGUACUGGUGCCAGCUGCCGUCUGCAAGCCCCCUGCUCCUGGUGGGUCGCAGCUGGGGGCACUCCCCUCUCAAAAGGACUGCUGGGGGGCUUGCUGGCCUCUUUGUGCUGUUUUUUGGCUAGCCCAGACCCCUUCCAGCCCAGUUUGUUACUGGGAAGGGAGGGAAGCAGUAGCUUUGUGUUGGGAGCAGGAAUUUGGUGGGGCAGCAGAGACGGAGGCUGCUGGCAAAUCCAGGCAUGGCUUGUGCACCCAGGGCUGGGGCGGUCUGACUGGUAGCAGGGUAGGCGAGGGAGUGUGUGCCUUGUGGAAUUGGCUAAACGUAGUCCUGUUAGCGACAAAAUACUGAUGAACUUGACGUGGGGCUGCCUACAGCCCCUUCUGCCUGUGACACGUCCUUUCUGCAUCGCUUGCUCUGCUCCAUUAUUUCGGCUGCUUUUUAAACCACUCGUUCCUCAGCUGCUGUUGUUUUUUAUUAUUUUUUUUAUUAUUUUUUUUUCUGCUGUAAUCUGGGGUUAUUGAUCCUAGGGAAAGGCCUGGCUGGAGCUCCGUGAGCUUUGUUCAAAUGUCCUGCAGCAUUCAGGAGCACACUGGGAAGGGCUAACUGCUUUUGGCUAGGGCUACGCAGCUCAGGCCAUGCCUUGGUCUCUCUGGUGUUGUAUUUUGGGACUGCAGGUGAUGUUCUCCAGGUCUGCCACAGGGAGCUCAUGCAGAUGCUUGGAGGUAUCUGGCAAACUUGCACGCAACUGAAGCUUUCUUUGAGCCACAGGUGGCAAGGAAGUUAAAAAAAAAAAUCUUAUUUUUGUUAUUGGGGCAAGUGUAAUAGCAGUGUAGGAGGAAUCAUGCGAUUUGCCAACACUAAUAUAGUGAAAGAGCUUUUUAUUUUCUUUUAGAGCACAAAGUAUAUUGCUGAGCUAAUGCUACAGGGCUGAAAUAAGUGAAGCAGGCUCUCCCUUGUACUGUAAAAUAGCCCCUUACCUCUGCAUCCUGAACCAGUGAGACAGCUUUGGUGUGUGUGAAUGAAACAACCGUGCCAAUAAACGAUUUCUCCAAUA
Messenger RNA from Anas platyrhynchos (mallard), 2305 nucleotides. The record is from RefSeq and is a predicted model, not a curated record. NCBI's taxonomy places the organism in Eukaryota, Metazoa, Chordata, Aves, Anseriformes, Anatidae.